UUAACCACAUUCCAGAGAGGCGCAGCGCAUCCCGUCUUCAUCCCCGCAUUCCUUUUACGCAAACGAGUCCCCUGUGUAAAACGGUGUUUUAUGCAGGUUUAACUCCGCUCGGUGAGCUCAGAUUUAUACACGACGGAUAUUUAUGGCGUAUCCGAUUAUCCAGCCUAGUUUGAUUUUUGCACGGUGACCGUAAGCGAAACUAGAGGAAAAACCAACAAGGGGAAAUUCCUCCGCGCAGCGCGCCAUUGACUGUAAAGACCUUUCAACUUAACAAAAACUGAAGUUGACAAACGUAUCCCUGUCGGCUGAAACUGUGAGAAAGAGUUUGUUUUUUCGGCGAAGGGGGCAAAGCAGAAGAAGACGAUGCGGCACACGGUGGAGGUUUCUCAGUACGUCGGUGGUUUUCUGUAAAUGAGCGACGGCUGUAACGCGGCGUUUUGUUUUGAUUUCCAUGUGAAAUGCAAUUAGUGCUCCGCGGUGCUCGCUAGUUUGGCUCGCGGAGCGGAGCACACUCUGAACUUGUUUCUCGCCUCGGGAGCACAACAUGGAGCACUACCAGGAAGAUUUGGGACUCCGGGCCAGUAAAUUGAUGGAGGACCUUUCCUUGUAUGAUGCUUAUAAGGACGGGAUGUACACCGCGAGGAGAGACUUGGUGAUUAACCCUGAUUUGGACUUUUCGGCUCCGGCUGUAGCAGAACAUAAAAGUAAGCCAAUGAAUGGUACCUCUGUGCUUCACCAGCAGCAUCACACAGUGGAGAAUUUCACGACUGGGAAUAAAGUGUACAACGCGGCUCCGGUGCGCCCUGUAAACUGCACCCGGACCGUGCCUGUGGAUUUUUGUGCCCCUCAAAGAGACGCAGUUUAUACCGAGAAGGGCUGUUGCACCAAAUCCGAAGUGGCUUUGCCGUGCUACACGGGCGCUUCCGACAGGCACCGGAGAUACUCUCUGGAGGUGCAAGGCCACAGGUACAGCACCGGCUCCGCCUUCGAUGGCGUGCCCCUGAACAAGCCGGUGGCAGUGCCCGGCAACAGGUGCAACAGUGUCUGCAUCACCAGCAGCCACGACGGGAGAUAUAACGCCACUAGCCCAAGGUCCAGCUUAGCAUCUUCCCUGUCCUCUCAGGAGCAGAGCAAGCAUGCCAGCCCGAGGUCGAGCAUCAGCAGCCCGCGCACUAGUUUAGUGGUACCGGGUCAGGACAGGUACACGAGCCCCAGGUCUAGUUUAGUUCACUGUGAGGGCAACAAUGUCCUCAGUCCCAGAUCCAGCUAUGCAAGCACUGCCAGCGACACGAGUAAACACUCCAGCCCCCGGGCCAGCCUCAACAGCUGUGACUGCUGCAGCAAGCCCAGCAGCAACCGCACCAGCGGCAUCAGCAUGGGCUACGACCAGAGGCACACCAGCCCCAGGUCGAGCACGGCGAGCCAGUAUUCCUUCACCACCAGCCCGAGAUCCAGUUACUCUGACUCACGGUACGGGCCCGUGGUCAACCAUGACCUGGAGGGGGCGAUUUUACACACAGCGCCGCUGGCGAGUCCUCGCUCGAGCAUCUGCAGCCAGGACGGGAGCGCGAGACCGGGGACCACCGCAAACUGCGUGGUCAGUCCCCGGUCCAGCAUCUCCAGUCACAGCUCCAGAAGUUCCCGCAGCUCCAGGGGGUCUAUGAGCACCUACCCGGAUCUGCAGCUGCCUUCACCCAGGUCAUCGAUGCUGGGCAGCAGUUUACACGAGGAUACGCUGCUGCAGGAGUUUGGAGACUCCAACGGGAUUCCAAAUCGCAUCCAUCUCCAGGGGCUCUCGGCUGUGCCAGAGCCCCAGCAGCAGUCAGCCCAGACGGGAGGGUCUGUGGAGAUGACCGCGGGGUCGCCAUCAUCAUUUAGUUAUGGGAUGUCCUCCAAAGCAGUCUCCUCGAGCCAGAGGUUUAAGCUACCUUACCAGGUGACCCCUAACCGGGAGAGUGGACCCAGCCAGGCGGAGAGGCGGCUGGAGGCGCUCACUUUGGAGCUGGAAAAGGAGUUAGAGAUGCACAUGAAAAAGGAAUACUUUGGUAUCUGUGUCAAAUGCGGGAAAGGUGUGUAUGGAGCCAGCCAAGCCUGCCAGGCCAUGGGGAAUCUGUAUCACACAAACUGCUUCACCUGCUGCUCCUGUGGACGGAGGCUGCGAGGGAAGGCGUUCUACAACGUCAACGGGAAGGUCUACUGUGAGGAGGAUUUCCUGUACUCUGGUUUCCAGCAGACAGCGGAGAAGUGUUUUGUGUGUGGUCACCUCAUCAUGGAGAUGAUUCUCCAGGCACUAGGCAAGUCCUACCAUCCUGGCUGUUUCCGCUGUGUGGUGUGUAAAGAAGGUCUAGAUGGAGUGCCUUUCACUGUGGACGUUGAAAACAACAUCUACUGUGUCAAAGAUUAUCACACGGUUUUUGCUCCCAAGUGUGCCUCCUGCAACCAGCCCAUCCUCCCAGCCCAGGGCUCUGAGGAAACCAUCCGGGUUGUUUCUAUGGACAAGGACUACCAUGUGGAGUGUUACCACUGUGAGGACUGUUGUCUCCAGCUAAAUGACGAAGAGGGCCACCGCUGUUAUCCACUGGAAGGCCAUCUGCUCUGCCAUGGCUGCCACAUCCACCGGCUCCAGUCGCAGGUCCCUGCCCACCUGCCCCCCAGCUACCCCCUCCAUGUCACUGAGCUGUGAGGGGGAGAGGAGGGUGGGCAGCAACCAUGCCCUGCCUCCCAGGUGAUCCGAGACACCAGCAGUGGGGGAAAGAAGGCCUGCACCCCCUCCAGCAGUUCCAGGGAAGCCUCUGUGUGGCCAUCUGAGCUACUGCCCCUGUCCUCAACUGGACGGCCAGGCCGUGGACUAACACACUCAGCUCCCACCACAAGCCCUGCUGUCAUAUGACAGGGCUGGGAAAAAGGGUCCCCCUCCUCCUCCAUCUGUGGUCCUUUUCCUCCCCUUUCCCCUUGGGCUAUCCCUGAAAGCCAACACGCCGGCUCACCCAGAGGCCCCCGGUGACGUCACACAGCCUGACCCCUGCACAUUCAUCAAAGAGAGGGUUUUCGGAUUGGAGGAGAGCACGCACACUCGUCUCUCUCCUAGCUUCCCUCUCUUCCUUUCCAUGUUUUUCAUUCCUGUGCUCUGACUGAAGCGGUUUACCGCAGUGAAUUCACCAGUGCUGUCACGUCUGAGAACGCCACUGAUGUCGGCGUCAGGGAGGCCAGGGAACGAGCCACUACAUUCCAGUGCUGGCUGGACGGGACAGACCCCAGGGCGGGCAUGCUGUGCCUUCAGAGCGGGCUCUCUCCGUGCAGCUUUUAAACACUGAAAUGGAGUCCUGCUAAAGGCUAUGCAAAGGACACCCAGCAUCAUGACACAGGGCUGUGAGAAAAACUGUUAACUCAAGCUCGUCGCCCUGAACCAACCCCGAAAUAACAGAUGCACCGUAGCACCACAAGCCCAGAGGACCGACUGACAUUCCACUUAGAAGUCUUAGACGAGACCUCGAGAGAUUCACAAGCAGUGUCUUAAUUAAUGAUUAUAUUAUGACAGAAAAAGAAAAUUUUAGAUGCACAUAGAAUGUCUUUUAUAUAUGAAUAUAUAUUUUGCAGAUGUUUUCCACAUAAGAUCAUAGAUGUAGAUUCUCAUUUAUUUGUUUUUGCUGCGCUUGCGAUAGAUUCAGAGGUGAAACACGUUGUUUGUCUUGAAGCCUCUUAAGAUUUCAGGUCUGUUGUAUCAUUUCUCCUCCAGGACGCAGAGCCUCUACAUGUCUGUCAGUGGGUCACAGAUCCACUGGCUCAAAUGGUAUUUGCCUUCAGUUAUCUUUUCCCACUUUGAGUACCAAAUGUUUAGCGCCAAAAGCUUGAUGAAGGCACCAGUCUGUUCCUUUUAACCUACAUAUCCCAGCUCUCUCUGCUGAUCGAAGACACUGUAACACACACUAAUAGACAUUUCUGAAUACCUUAAAUUCACCAUCUUUGGUUAAACCUAAAUCAGUGUAUUUAUUGUAAAUGCAAGUUACUAAAAAAGUAAUAGUAAAUUGAAAAACUUGACAGAUUUUGAUCAUUGUGUAUUUGUGUCACAACUGAUAACAGCACUGUCUGUGUUUGAAACAUACAAGCUGAUCUCGUUAGCCUCUGGCUCUAAACAAGCAGUUAAUUUGAAGUUCUGUGUGAUUCCUUGUAUUUUCGUCGUACCUAAUUCCCACAAAAAUGUAACAAAGCAUUUAGGUCCCUUAUCUUUAGACUUUUCAGAAUUGCACAUUCUGACCUUCUGUCAAGGGUGCUACUAUUUUGCCAAGUUAUCACACAGAGCUUCGAGAUUAAGAUUAAAGCUUAAUCUUAAAAUCUGAGAGCUUAGCUAGAAAUUGGUCUUUAAAUACAGAGAUUUAGGCCCCGUGGUUGAGCAGCAAAAGACUAUUGACUAAAAGACAUUCAGCAGUGGUCAUCACAGAAACCAAAUGCAAACUGUUGAAGUAUAUAAGCUAAAUAAGUAUUAAUGAGCUCUGUGGUUAACUAUGAAAAGGCAUUAAGAGACAGAAGAACUCUGAUUGGAAAAGAUUUGGUUAGACAACAUGUUGCAGAGGGACUGAUCUGGACUAAAAAUCAUUUCAUCAAUCAACAACAUAUACCUAUUCCACAUUUAUGCUUAUAUAUCAUUUUCCAGUGCUCACAAGCAUUUGUUAAUGACACAUAAGUCAUCUGGUGACUGUAAUGGUUUUCUGAGCGCCCAUAGCUACGUUCCCCCAGAGAGGAGCCUAAUGUCAAAGGUCCCAGGUCAUUUGAAAGUAAUUUUCUGCCACCGACACCUGUCAGUGUCUUCAUGCGGCAUCUGGCCCAUCUGGUACUCAAGAGAAAAAGAAACAGAUUGAUUUAUUUAUUUGCAAAUACCUUUUUGCCCCAGGUGUGUUCAAGGCACUGUUUCCUGGUAUGUUUUUUUCCAGACACUGGUUUUAUGUCAUAUAAGCACUGAGAACACAGUGCGUUUCUACGAGGAACCUCCUCUUGUCCGCAUGCCUUAAAGACAGAAUAGGUAUGUUUGUGUGUCUCGCUCUGGUUUGCCAUGCAGUCUGCUGUCAUGUCGUGGGGGGACGUCCCUGAAAAUGCGGAGCUGCUGGUCUCACCCGCGUUUUUAGGGAGUCCGCUCAUGUUUCCCAUGCUGGUUGUGUGCGUCUGUUUGUGUGUGUUUGUGUGAAUGCAAAAACAAAAACUACAUGAGACAAAAACACUUGAAACUCUGAGCUGUAGUGGUGCUGGAAAAAAAAGUCUCACCCCUCUGCACUUGGUUACUGUCAUCUUUUUUCCCCUCAGAUUGGCACUCAGUAGAUCAUUCCCUGUACAUGUCAGAUCUUAAGGUAUUUUAGGAACCUGCUGUUAUUGAGGAAAAUUCUGCCUUGCUCUUGCAAUUUGGUGUAGAUCGACGGUAACUAUGCCUGCUUAUUUCAAAGACGAGCAAAUUGUGUGAAUGCCUUAUGUGUGUGUGUGUGUGUGUGUGUGUGUGUGUGUGUGUGUGUGUACUAGUGGCAGGGCCAUGGCACAUGCACCUCACUGUGUUUGCAGGGCAGCGCAGCAUCCAACACAGUGACCCCUGCUCUCUCUGUUGUAACCCAGUGAUGAUUUUGAUGACUGCGUCCACCCCAACCUCUUCCAGAUGUUUGUGUCUAAAUCUUAGUGUUUGUUUGAACUUUGGUGUGGUAGCACCAUAUUGACAGUGUGUUCAAGUAACUAAUAUAUCAUCCUCUGGCUACCACCUAUCUGGUAUUCAAACUAGAACAAAACAAGCACCAAGUAUUACAGGCAAAUACUGGCUCCUAUUCAUAUAUUACUGUACACGCAGGUCGGAACAAAUACUACUGAAUGUGUGAUGAAAACAGAGACUGAAGCAGAGACUGAAGGCAGGGGUCACCACAGGCAGGAAGUGCUUUCUAAUGUAACCUGAUGUGAUGAGAUUCACUCGAAUGUAAUGAUGAUUAGUGUUGUAUAUUUGUAAAAGCAGAAAAGAAAAGGACAGCAUAUGUGAGACAUUCCCCUUGUUAUUUGAUCAACCUCAAUUUUGUAUAAGGGUUCUGGUCAAGUAAUGUGUGCUAUACUUGAAGAAAGAGGCAUUUUUUGAACUGCACCAUAUCAACCCCCCCAAGAAAAACUUAACAAGAUCAGAGUGCACCCCCCUUUAAAGAUGUCUUAAUUCACCAUUUUAAAAGUACUACUUCAGUUUCUAUUGCAUAGCACACAGCUAGUUACCCUGUACAUAAAGAGGAUAGUUUUUGUUAUUUUAUUUUUCUGUCAAAAAUCACUUGGAAAGAGAAGACUUCUUCUCCUACUGGUAGUUCCAACAAGCACAUCUGUCACACAUCUUUUGUAACGCUAAGUGUUUUGAUUACCUAGAUGGUUCAUAAAAAAAGGAAACUAGAUCUAUUUAUCUAAACAUGAAAAAAGUCUAAAGUUAUUUAAUGUAUUAAAAAUCGGGACGUAUCAUUUAACUGUAGAUGACAUAAUCUGCUUUUUCAAUAAAGUGGUUUUGUAGCUAA
This is a messenger RNA of Epinephelus moara (kelp grouper), 6512 nucleotides long. It is a transcript of the gene wtip, whose product is annotated as WT1 interacting protein. The record is from RefSeq and is a predicted model, not a curated record. Gene Ontology annotation, molecular function: transcription corepressor activity. Gene Ontology annotation, cellular component: adherens junction; nucleus; transcription regulator complex. Bases 545 to 2683 code for a protein of 712 amino acids. Gene Ontology annotation, biological process: negative regulation of hippo signaling; response to hypoxia; cytoskeleton organization. The transcript is spliced from 8 exons. Lineage: Eukaryota; Metazoa; Chordata; Actinopteri; Perciformes; Serranidae.